Molecule: messenger RNA, 2276 nt
Organism: Phragmites australis (common reed)
Lineage: Eukaryota; Viridiplantae; Streptophyta; Magnoliopsida; Poales; Poaceae
Product: E3 ubiquitin-protein ligase RING1-like
Exons: 1
Coding region: 732-1757 (341 amino acids)
Biological process (GO): protein ubiquitination
Source: RefSeq, a predicted model, not a curated record
UAUGUGCUCACCCAAAUGUUCCCAUGUUUUGUUAUCAUGAGAAAAUGUGAUCUUGUCUAGUAUAUGUGUCCAGAGCUGUUACUCUAUGCUAAUUAGAGUUCUAGCUUCAAGAAUUCUUAGCUAGAUAUAUCUAGUUUUAGAAAUUCAUAGAGUUAGAGAAAUAAUACAUUGGGAUCUUUUAGAUGAACCAUCUUGUUUUUAUUUUAAAUUAGAAGUUGAUAUUUAAAUCACUUUACUAACUUAGAAUCUAAGGUAGAGUUGGGAACUGAAGCCUCGGCAAACAGCUUAUUAUUUUUCUGCCUUGAUCCUUUCCCCUGCAAUAGAUUAAUCUGAUGGUGGGCCUCGUCAGAAAAACGUCAUGCAGGGCUAGUGUGAGGCUUCGAGCCGACUGCCCUGGCGACCAAUGGCCUGGUGGGCCGGUCGCCGACGCCCAACGACUCCCGACUCAGUCUGCUGUCCGCCUGCCGAUGUCAGCCACCCGCCAGGCCGCGCGACGCCAAUCGAAACUGCCCGCCGCCUCCUCUCCUCCGUCAGCCUCAGCCAGUGCAGCGCGCGCGGGCAAAGUUUUUCCACGCGGCACCGCGUCGGUUUAGUUUUAAGUGUAAGCGAUCCGGCUUGCGAACAAGCCAAGAAAUUACGGCACUGCUCCCUCCCUCCCGCGGCGUCCGCGUCUCCUCUUCCUCACACUCCGGCUGCCGCUAGCCGCGCCCGAGUCACCGUCCUCCGGCCUGAUGGCACCGGACACCCCGAAACCUAAAAUUACUCAGCCUCCCCACCAGGACCCUCCUGACCCUCCGGACUGCCAGGAUUCAGAGAGAGGAUGCUCGCCUCCGGUUCUUCCUCCUCCUUCCUCCUCUCCCGCCCCCCACGGCCGCAGUACCUUCGUCACCGCCCUCAUCAUCGCCGGCUCGGUGCUCGCGUUCCUCGCCGUCUGCCUCUCCAUAUUUCUCUUCGUCCGCCGCAGGCGUCAGAGGCGGCUGGAGGCGCUUCUUGAAGCCACCUUGCCCCCUGCGCCGGCAGCCGCCUUCCCCGACGGCGACGGGGGCGGCGGCCCCGACCCCGAGGAAGACGCCGUGCACCACGCGUGGCACAUCCGGACCGUCGGGCUCGACGAGGCGGCGAUCGAGUCCAUCGCGCUCACGCGGUACCGCGCGGGCGCCGGCGGCGUGCUCGGCGCCUCCGAUUGCGCCGUCUGCCUCGGCGAGUUCCGGGAUGGCGAGCUCCUGCGGCUGCUUCCCAAGUGCACCCACGCGUUCCACGUCCCCUGCAUCGACACCUGGCUCCGAGCCCACGUCAACUGCCCGCUCUGCCGCGCCCGCGUACUGGACCCCGCCACCGCUGAGCAGCCCGACCCACCCGCCGAAGCCGACGCCGACGCCGAACGCGACAUCGGAGCCUUGGAACACGAGCAGCCGGGUCAGCACGCGGACGAUCAGCAAGAGCUGCGUGUCCAUAUCGAACAGCGCGACCAACCGAGCAGCUCGCCGGAGCAGCGGCACCGUCAGCCCGGUCCCCGGGGGCGCAACUUUCGCCGCUUUGCUUCUAUGGACUCACCGUGGCCGAUAGAGGCUCCGGAAGACGAGCAACGGGGUGGUGACGAGAAGCAGGGGACCGGUGGUGCUGUUUACUGCGAGUUAUCACCAGGCUCCGGCCAUCUGAAGAACCACCGCGGCAUGAAGCGGUCCUUGUCCGUCGGCAGCCGGUGGGCUCUCGCCUCGCAGCACUGCCGCAGGUCCUACUCAUUGCUGCCGUUGUGAUGGCGGCCGACACCUCUACCUGCUGCACGAAGACGAAUUUUUUUUGCCUGUAAAUGGUCACACGUGAGUGCUUGUUCUUGAGCAGUGUUGGUUGCACUCUGUACAGCUUUCGAGUUCAGAGCAGAGGGUUAAACACUCACAGCUGCAUGUCAGAUUAUAGAAAAGGGACCUCUCGUUGGAGAAUCUCCUCCUCGUCUUGAGACUUUGUGUUGUGAUGUUCAACUUGGUCUCCAUUGCAGGAUUGAAUCAUGGAUGCCUCCCUUCACAAGACUGCCACAUGCCCGCAUAGAGAUUCAAAUGUUCUUGGUGCCAUCAUAUUUUGUCUCUGGGUGAAAACAGAUCGAGUAUUGUCCAACCACGUAGGUGUGUGUGGCUAUGUAAUCAUCUUUUCGUUUUGAGACUUUUCAUAUUGUACAUUUUAAAGCUGAAAUUCCAACUAGUUACGAAAAAUUUCAAUUGUAAAGCACACCUUGGUGUUAUUGUUCGGAACCAUUAAAAAGGAUUUUGUACCUUGGUGUU